Protobothrops mucrosquamatus (brown spotted pit viper) is the source of this 1246-nucleotide messenger RNA. It is a transcript of the gene FSBP, whose product is annotated as fibrinogen silencer binding protein. Lineage: Eukaryota; Metazoa; Chordata; Lepidosauria; Squamata; Viperidae. Bases 69 to 968 code for a protein of 299 amino acids. The record is from RefSeq and is a predicted model, not a curated record. The transcript has 2 exons.
GAGCUGAGCAGAGCUAGGAUCUGUGUGGUAGUUUCAGGAACUGCUGCAUCUUCAGGCUGGAGAGGACGAUGGUUGGGAAGGCCAGAUCCUCGAAUUUCACUUUGUCUGAAAAGCUUGAUUUGCUGAAACUUGUCAAGCCAUAUGUUAAUAUUCUGGAGGAACACACCAACAAACAUUCAGUCAUAGUGGAAAAAAACAAAUGCUGGGACAUCAUAGCUGACAACUACAAUGCCAUUGGAGUUGACCGCCCUCCUCGCACUGCCCAGGGCCUGCGCACCCUAUACAAAAGGCUCAAGGAAUACGCCAAGCAAGAACUCUUACAGCAAAAGGAGACCCUUUGUGACUACAAAAGCUACAUCUCUGAACCGACUAAGAAAGUUGUGGAAAUGAUCCCUCAGAUUUCCACUGUGUGUUUGAGAGAGAGGAAUAAUCUGCCAUGUGCUACCCUGGUAAAAGAAACAGUUGCUACUACAAGUUCUCCUCAGCUAAUGUUGGAGCACCAUCCUGCUGCCAUCACACUGGAAUUGGAUCCAGAAGAAGAGGAUGUGAAGCCACCACCUUCACUAAUACUUGAAUUGCAAACACAGGAUAACUUGGAACAAAGAGAUCAGCAACAUAUGGUCCAUGUCAUGGAGAGAUCUCCAUCAACUUCCCUGUCUUCUGUGGAUAUAAGAAUGCUAUCUCCAUCGCCUAUCCCCAGGCGAGAUGAGUUUUUUAGGCUCGAAAGUGGAGAACGAUUUAGGCCAGCAUGUGGAGGGUAUGAUCCACAAAUGUUGCAAAUGCUAAAAGAAGAACAUCACAUAAUUUUGGAAAAUCAAAGGAAAAUUGGGCUCUAUAUCCAAGAAAAAAGGGAUGGGUUGAAAAGGAGACAGCAGUUGGAAGAAGAACUUUUGAGAGCAAAAAUUAAAGUGGAAAAAUUGAAGGCAAUACGAUUACGUCGUGAUCUUCCUGAAUUCAAUAGUCUUUGAAUAUAAAACGAUUCUGCUACAUAAAACCGUGCUUAUUCUAUAUUUGAUUAUAGAAGAUCAGUUACUUUAUUUGGAUGGAUUGGAAAUGGAAGGACAAAAGAACUUAUGUUUUUUUAUUUUGGAUUUCAUUCAUGUUUGCAAGAAAUUGAAAGACAGUUUUCAAUGGUUUUCCCAGAUUUCAAGGAAAACCACAUCUAAGACUUAAAAAAAAUCCUUUUUGAAAUCCUGUGAUUACUAUCCUGUGAUAGUAAAAGCCAUUACUGAUUUAUGAAGUUAUU